Molecule: messenger RNA, 642 nt
Organism: Suillus clintonianus
Lineage: Eukaryota; Fungi; Basidiomycota; Agaricomycetes; Boletales; Suillaceae
Exons: 2
Coding region: 1-642 (213 amino acids)
Source: RefSeq, a predicted model, not a curated record
AUGAAAUCAGAUGGUAGUUUCGACUCUGUGACCUAUACGAAGAAGACCGUUGAGGAGUCCGUCACUCUCAAAAUCAAGGACCAGCCUCCUCCUCUAUCCACGACUCCUUCCCCCAUUCUAACUCCCACUGAUUCGAUCCAACCCUCUCGCAGUUCACAAUUCAUAUCCCCUCCAACACAGUGUCACGGUCGGCCGCCUUUGCAUGCCGACUCUACCCUUCCGAUAACGACGGUGCCAUAUGACUCAUCCAUCCCACAUCCAGACGAGCUUCAUCCUCCGAGUGGCGUUAAAAUAAAAGGAUACUAUGUAGUUACCAUAGGCCAAGAGGUCGGCAUAUUCUUUCACUGGCUUGAUGCGAAGGUGCGCGUUGAUGGCAUCAGAGGUGCUGCUCAUGCACGUUAUGACCACUGGUCUGACGCACUGGCCCUGUACACGAUGCACUACUACCAAGGCCUUGUGCGUGCAGUACCUACAGUCGGAGGACCUUUCUUUCAUUCUAGCCCUUCCAAAACCAUUGUAGCUGCAUCCACACCUACUGUUCCCAAUCCGACAUCUAGUCCGACACUUACCGCAUCAUCCUCAGACUCUGAUGAGCUCUGGUCUUAUUUCGAUGAUCCAUCCCAAGAACUGCGCAAGCGUUAA